Messenger RNA from Desarmillaria tabescens, 1192 nucleotides. Its product is annotated as VIT family-domain-containing protein. The record is from RefSeq and is a predicted model, not a curated record. Gene Ontology annotation, cellular component: fungal-type vacuole membrane. Lineage: Eukaryota; Fungi; Basidiomycota; Agaricomycetes; Agaricales; Physalacriaceae. Bases 94 to 1068 code for a protein of 324 amino acids. Gene Ontology annotation, molecular function: manganese ion transmembrane transporter activity; iron ion transmembrane transporter activity. The transcript is spliced from 3 exons. Gene Ontology annotation, biological process: intracellular manganese ion homeostasis.
GACGUGACGCCCCUUGGCAUUAAAAUAUUUAAUCAAUGAAGCUGUGAAGAUCUUCCUUUUAGCCUUUCACCACGUCCACCACUGCCGUCUGCCAUGUCUACUAGCUCUCAGUCCACGGCGGCAGACCCCGCCCUCGCCGUUGCUCUACCAGGUCGCGACUCCUCAAUAAAGAGCCGCAAACCACCUGUGUGGCCCAUUGACGCCUCGGAAACAUCCCAACCGACGCCUUUACCCGCCAAAUGUGCCAUGAAUUCAAGAGAAAAUGGUAUCUGCUGCAAAGAACUAAAAUCCGAAGAACGUCACUUGAUUGACCCCGACGUUGUGCGAGAUGUAAUUAUCGGUCUAUCUGAUGGUCUAACGGUUCCAUUUGCCUUGACCGCUGGUUUAUCUUCCCUUGGAGAAUCAAAGCUUGUCGUCCUUGGUGGCAUCGCCGAGCUGAUUGCCGGUGCUAUCUCUAUGGGUAUCGGAGGUUUCCUUGCCUCCCAGGCUGAACGUGAUCAUUACCGUUACCUGCGUGCGCAGACGGCGUCUCGUGUUGUACGCAGCUGUGCGGGUGAAAUGGAGAGAGAGGUGUCGGAGGUUUUGGGACCCAUCGGUGUCGACGAACCCACUUGCAGAGCAGUGGCGAAAAGCUUGAGGGAUGUUGAGGUGGAUGGAUAUGAAAGUGGCGGACCAUCGUCGUCGGAUGAGGAAAGCGCAAGUCUUCGUUGGAGUCAAGAUGUUGGGUUGACUGCUUUUCUACUCAAGUUUGGUGAAGGCUUAGAGGAAAUUCCGACAAAACGACUUUACAUCUCCGCGUUCACGAUUGGCAUGGGAUACCUUCUUGGCGGCCUUAUACCCCUUCUCCCCUAUUUCUUCUUCGCUAGUGCAGCUGUUGGCCUAAUCUAUUCAUGUCUUGUCACUGGGAUUGUCCUCCUGAUAUUUGGUGCUGUCAAGGCUCGCGUAACAGGUGCUGGCACGGGGACACUUAGUAUUCUAUGGGGUGCUGUUUCCACUUUACUCGUUGGAGGCAUUGCAGCCGGGGCGGCCUUCGGCAUCGUGAAAGCUUUGGAGGGGUCCUCGGGCUGAGCGAUUGGGUGAUUUACCAUUGUGUAUAUUAGUUUCUGGUUACCCAUGAUAUCGUUAGAUAAUUUUAAUAUUUAGACGCGUACUCUGCAAAUUGGAAUUGCAUUUCAUUUCAUUAUUGUCAACA